AGGUUGAUGAAUCGAGCGUGCUGUCAUCGCUCCGCUCGCCCACUCUCUCCGACCACUUUUCCGCCAGCGGUCGCAUCCUGCCCGGCCGCCAGCUCCGGAGCUACCGUUAGCCAGCGAAUAACAAGGGAGUCGGAAGUCAUUUUUUUUUCUCCCCCGUUGGAAUAUCAGCGUUAUGUCGGUUAGUUAAAUAUUUGUCUUGUUCGGGAAGAUGAAAUCACAUUUCCUCCGUGUCGACGCGGCUCCUGGAAGACACAUCCCCCCGCGUGAAGUCCGCCUUCUCAGCCCGACCUCGGUUAGCGAGUCCGUCCGUCUUGCCAAGCGAGAGGCUCCGCCGUCCUCCGCCGCCGCUGGAGCUCUGUGAGGCGCGGAGGCUCCGGACAAAGCCCGUCAGAUGUUGGCCGGUGGGAACAUAUCCUCGGACCCCCCCACGAUUUGAAACCAUUGCCGUGGAGCUGAAUUGUCGAAUCCGUCGUGGAAGCGCCGCGAAUACGGUGGAGGACCGAGGUCUAUUUUCAGAGAGGGCGAGAGUUCGGAUCUCUCACCGGGGGAAGGAACCGAGGAGCGGGGGGUGUGAGGAGGAGGAAGACCCGCAGAGAAGAAGGGACGUAGCGGGAGGAAACUGCCGCUGCCAGUGAUGGCAAACGAGCCGAUCAUCCUAAACGUCUAUGAUAUGUACUGGAUCAAUGAGUUCACCAGCUCUCUGGGCAUCGGAGUGUUUCACUCAGGGAUUGAGAUCUAUGGAAGAGAGUUUGCCUAUGGUGGACACCCGUACCCAUUCUCAGGGAUCUUUGAGAUUACACCAGGCGAUGCCACUGAACUGGGCGACACCUUCAAGUUCAAAGAAGCCAUAGUCCUCGGCAGCACAGACUUCACAGAGGAGGAUGUGGAGCGAAUCGUGGAGGAGAUGGGGAAGGAGUACAGAGGCAACGCCUACCACCUCAUGCACAAGAACUGCAACCACUUCUCCUCGGCACUUUCAGAGAUCCUGUGUGGCCGGGAGAUCCCUCGCUGGGUCAACCGUCUGGCCUACUUCAGCUCCUGCGUGCCCUUCCUCCAGACCUGCCUGCCCAAAGAGUGGCUGACCCCGGCUGCCUUACAGUCCAGCGUCAGCCAGGAGCUCCACGGAGCAGGAGAGCUGGAGGAGGCUGAGGACGCCGCCGCCACCGCCUCGCUGGCCUCCAUGUCGCCCUCCUCUUCCUCCAGCCCCACCUCCUUGCCUCGUCACUCCCGCUACCAGCCCCGCCGGUAGAACCUGCAAAGCCUGCUGGGAAACACAGGGCUGGACUUGUGGUCAGGAAACAGAAUAGCUGAUGAGUCCAGCUACAGUCUGUCAGGACCGUCUUUGAGCAGAACCUGAACCGCUCCCUGCUCUGGGUAAGAACGUCAGCCAAAUCCCUGCAAUGAUCCAGAGCACUGGAAUAGUUUCUCCUCGCAGGGGGAAGGAGAUCUGGCUGCUGACAAAGGCUGGAUCACCUCCCAGUGAACACGGCUGACAACAGCUGACAACAUCCCCUCCAAAAUUCACUAUUUCUUAUCUUAUCUGCCCAGACCGCCCAGAAGCAGGGCUGUUUUUUUUCUCCACCAAAGUGUUUCGUAAUUUAAGAAGAUUUACCAGCCACAUGUAGAUUUUACCAGCAGUUAUUUAAUGGAUGGUGCUAAACUCAGAAAGAGAGAAUACUGUCAAACUGGAACUCUGAAAGGCUGACAUGGUAGAACACAUACUACUCAUGUCUAGUUUUUAAGUUGUUUGCAGCUGAAUAAUCUAAAGCUGCUUUUAGACACGUGCUGACAUUUUCAGGAGGUGCUGUAUGUAAGAAUGCAAAUGUCAGUUGAUCCGGACAUUCGCCUGCAAGCCCCACAGUAAAACGUCUGAAAAAUGUCCGAGGGUGCCGAUGUGAGAACAGGUAAAUGUCAUUGAUGACAUUUCUAAUAAGCGUGGGGUAUGAAAGUGGAAGAAUACAAAUAUCUCUGGAUGAAAAGAGGAGACGCAGAAGAUGCCAACUUCAAAAGACAAUGACAUUGGAGAGCUUGUGAUAGUGAGGGCCGUAAGCCAAAACCAAAACAUGUGAUUUUCUGGAUUGGGAGUUAUACGUCACGUCCUGCGUGCUCUACCCAGCCGCCACCCCUCAUGUGAAUGUUCGGGACAAUUUCCUGUUGUUGUGAACACGUCUGACACGGCAAUCCCUGCUGUGUGUUUCAUAUGUGAAAGGCAAAGUCCACAAAAUGUCUGGAGCCAAUUUUACAUAUUUCAUUUAGAAAAAACGACUUAACUGCUAUGAGCUAAGUAGGAGGAGCCAGAGAGAGCUGUCAAUCAAGUCAAACAUGCAAUAAACAUCAAAUUCACCUCUCGUCGAGCGCUGGUAUAAUUUGACUGUGGCUGGUCAAUAUAUUCUAUAAUAUUUGGUUUGUAAAAUUUUGAAAGCAUUUCCUCAGAAUACUGUGCGAGCGUCAGGACCUCAGGCUUCUUCUUCUAUCACAGAAAGCUGGAGAGACUUAAACAAGAACUACAAUCAGCCUCAAUUUACACAGAUAAACUGAUCCAGGACCAGAAUCUAAAUGGGAGAAACAUCCCUAUCACACCUGAGAUUGGUUCAAGUUCAGGAACCUUUAAUGACACAAUUUUCAAACCUGUAUCAGCCUUUGAACUAAUAACCGGUAAUUUCUUCACCAAUGAUGUGAUCACGUCGAUUAUUAUGUUUGCAGGGCAGUGACUGAGAGGUUAAAAGGUUUUUUAUAACCUAGGAGGUUCUGAGUUCUGCUAAAUAAAAUAGUGAAUUCUUUCUUAGUAGCAACUGCCAAGGUGCCUUUCAGCAAGGUACUUAACCUACAAGCUUCCCAGUGGCCACCAGUAGAGGACUACUGUGGUCUAACUGGACCGCUCCCGGUCGUCAGCGUGUUUAUCAUCUGUAAGUGUGAAGCAACGUGUUUCGUCUUCACUCGAGUAACUUGGCGGCCACGAUGUCGUCAAAGUCGGGACGUGUGUCUUAAACUGACGACUCACAUCUGUGUCCGUUUAGGGAUGUCGCACACUGUUGUUAAUUUAAAACAUCACAAACACAUUUUAAGCUUUUAUUUUAAAGGAUUAUACUUAAAUCUUAUGUUGGAAAAACUGAUUGAAAUCAUUGUGUCACUCUUAUCUAAAGACAAUGCUGCUUUCCCAAAAAGACGAGCACCUCAUUUAAAACUCUAUAUAUGCUGUUGACACCACGUAUGCUGCAUAAUGUGUGUCGUCCCAAACAGGUGUCAAACAUACUUCUCAGUUGAUCUACUUGUUUUCCUGGACGUCUGAGGACCGGACGACAAGCAGGAACCAUUUAUUUGUUUAAAUCCUUUAUUGUAUUUCAAUUAUAUUUUAUGGACUCUGGCCUUUUAGUCUGUUUUGUUUAUGUUUGAUAAACUCAGGACUCCAAAAGGCUUUGUAAUAUAUUCCUUUAAACUUUUUUAUCCCACGGCUCUACGUUUGCGUUGUCGUUGCUUUUUCUAAUGCAGUAGUCACUCCAUAGAGCUUUUGAAGAACGUGGCACUGUGGCGGUGCAGUUUUUUAUACUCUCCUCUUUGAUUAAGAAACACAAACAAAAGCUUUCAUUUACAGCCCAGAUGUUUGUAUCUGAGCCUGUGCUGCUCUUGGUUUUCUGUCUGUGCGUGAAUGUGCACAAGUGUAUUAUAACUGGUUUGUUUCAACCAUCGACUGCGUAUUAAGAUGGACGACGCAUCUCCACUUUCCACCACUAACCAGAAGUGAAGCCAAAAUAUCCUGCACACAACUCGAUCACGUCAUUUGAAGUCAGUCAUUUAAUGCUCAAAUAACUAAUUAAAACCAAACCAGUGUGAUAAGAACUACCUAAAAUGAAAUAAUCCAUCUUCCAAUAACAUGGCAGAGGAGGGGUUUAUGACCUGUACUGCAUAAAGCCACCAGGGGGCAGUUUUGGCACUUUGGCUUCACUUUUACGGAGUCCGUCCAACUUUAUAAACAGUCUAUGACAUCAACAACCUGUCAACUUGGCCACACUUCUCCAUAUCUCACACAUUCUCUUCCCAACCGUAGCAGCGUUUCAAAGUUAUUUCUUUUUCUUCAACCGAUUGAAUUUCUUUUAACAUUUUGUCCUCUGACCUGAAUUCAGGAUAUUUUCAGUUACAUUAUUUUGAUGCAGUGUGCGACAGAUUUCAGGACGUUUAUUUUCUGAUAAACAAACCAAACAGAAUCAGUGUUUAAGCAGGACGCACUGUAAAACAACAUUUUUAUUAAAACCAGCACAUUCUUCUAAUCCACUCGAUCUACGAGAUUCAUUUUGAAUGUUUCUUUGUAAAUCUGAAUAUGAAAACUUUAUUUUUAAUGCACUGACACAGACUGACUCACUCACUUGUACUGCUCAUGCCGGCGCCAUCUGCUGGAAGUCAUUUGUACUGUUACUUGUCUGCUUCACACAGACACUGAGGUUUUUCCUUUAACCUUCAUAGCGUCACAUAAUGUGUUGAUCUUUAAUUGACUGAUAAACAGUAUCUCAUCAAACACCGUUUAAACAUGUGUAACCUUUCAUUUCAAAAUGCUGAUAAAUAAAACUGGAAAGUUCAGAUUACAACAUUUAACACACAAUUAAUCACCUUCUGUCCUUCCUCAGUUUUUCUCUAAAGCCACUUAAUCACAGAUUUCUUAUUUUGAAUGGAAUCCCUCAUUCUUUGUGUAGUAGUUUUAAUAAUAAUAGUAAAUGUCCUGUCAAAUUGUUCUGAUUGCACCACAUGUGUGAGCUAUGAAUGUAAAUGAGGAAACCUCAGUCAUUUAAUCCCCACAAUAAAAAAUGACUUCAGCUGUUUGAUGGUAAACUGUCACAGAGACUUCAGAACAGAUUUAUACUCUUGUUUGAAAGUUAUUAAAGAGACGAUCUGUGACUUUCAUUGUGUCAUCACUGUUUUUAUACAUGACUUCUGGUUAUGAUCUUUGACUUUAACGUGGAAUUCCAAACUGUUUUUAUUUAAAAUCUAAAACUGAAGCUGUUAGCAGUAAAAGAACUGAGUGCUGCACCAGUUUUUCCAGAUUCAUUUAUCAACUGUAGUGUGUAGCAGCACCUCUUUAAUUGGUGUGGAAGUGUAAAAGUGGAUUGUAUUUGUUUUUAUCCGGGUAUUUAAAAUGUUUCAUAUCCUACAGGUACUUUAGUCAGUGCUUUGAGUGUACGUCACUAGAUGGAGACAAAUCCUCAUCAAUGAUGCAGCUAAAGACGUCAGCGACUAUGUUCACAUGGACACAAAUAUUCAGACGUUAACCAUAUUAAGACUGAAUGAGACACAGACAUAUAAACAGGAUUUACCGAUUACUUCAACCAGAAUAAGAUCCUACCCAGAAUAAACAAUAAUCAAAUCAAGACAAACACAAUUAUGUAACACAACGGGCCUCAAUUAUUUAACAUGGUGUCAUUAGUGGAAGUUUAAAUGUAUCUGAUUGUUGUAAUUAUAUCAGAGCAUG
Molecule: messenger RNA, 5458 nt
Organism: Paralichthys olivaceus (Japanese flounder)
Lineage: Eukaryota; Metazoa; Chordata; Actinopteri; Pleuronectiformes; Paralichthyidae
Gene: desi2
Product: desumoylating isopeptidase 2
Biological process (GO): protein deubiquitination
Molecular function (GO): deubiquitinase activity
Source: RefSeq, a predicted model, not a curated record